Molecule: messenger RNA, 522 nt
Organism: Cetraspora pellucida
Lineage: Eukaryota; Fungi; Glomeromycota; Glomeromycetes; Diversisporales; Gigasporaceae
Source: the annotation of a GenBank genome assembly
AUGAGAGUAGCUUUAACAAUCAAUAUUUGUACAAGUGAUGGUAUGGUAAAUGGCUCCCAAGGCAUUCUUUGUGAGAUUAUAUAUGACACUGCAUCAUCAAUUGUAAGAAAUAUAAAUAACAAAGGAGAAAAUAUUAUUAUUUUUGACAAACUUCCAAAAUACAUAAUAAUAAAACUCCUAAACCAUAAACCGAACAUAGAUGGAUCAAAUAUAACUCACGAAUUUCAAAGAAAACAAUUACCUAUCACCCUAGCUUUUGUGAUUACAGAAUUCAAGUGUCAGAAAGCAACAUUAGAAAAAGUAAUCAUUGAUCUAGAUGGUGGGAACAAAAGAGCAGGUAUUUAUGUGAUGUUAUUACAAGUACAAAGAAUAAAAGAUCUUAUGAUAUUUCAACCUUUUAAUCUAUUAAAACUUAAUGCGCCUGUGGAUUCUGACCUUAAAAAAAAACUUGAAUGCCUUGAAGAAUGCUCUAAAAUAACUGACCAGCUAAUUACAUGGCCUAACAUUACCCACCCUUUAUAA